This is a messenger RNA of Dermatophagoides pteronyssinus (European house dust mite), 919 nucleotides long. RefSeq lists its product as uncharacterized. Lineage: Eukaryota; Metazoa; Arthropoda; Arachnida; Sarcoptiformes; Pyroglyphidae. The record is from RefSeq and is a predicted model, not a curated record.
AAAUUCUAUACCAUUGUAUAUUUAACGGGAACGAUUGGUUAUGGAUUAUAUGUUAUCAAUUGUAUAGCUACAAUUGGUUUCGGAUAUUAUUGGGCCAUUAUAUUCUAUGAAAGAAACCUUACAACUAUGGAUGAAUUAAUUGUGAGUUUUCCAGCAUAUUUUGCAAUUUGCACGGAUAUAGCUUAUCGUCUUGGACAAAUGUUUACGACCGUUUUAUCAUUUAUCAUAUUUGUUAUUGAAUUAUUUCAAGUGAAAUUAGAAGAAUUAUUUAAACUUGCACAAAGAAUGUUUAGUCGUCGAUGGAACAGAAGUGGAUUGAAAAAAAUAUUCUGGAAUCAAUUUCAAGUUAAAUACGUAAAACUUUAUGCUGAAACUGCUGAUUUUAAUAGAUCAUUUGGUAAGAUGCUUCUCUAUAUUGAAAUGGUAUCAAAAUCAUCCAUCAUAAUAUCAUGCAUGUUUUACAGUGAACAAAAAGAGAUAAGUCAAUACUGUAUUACGGCAAUUCUAUCAUUAAUGUCUGCUUUUGUUUGCGUAACAAGUCUUUAUUCACGUGUAGCACGAUUACCAUCAUAUAAUCGUCGUUGUUGUAAAUCUGUAGUGUGUUGGUUAGCACGAACACAAUGGUCAUCAUCAAAAACAAAAUUUGAAAAUUUAAUUACAAGACAAGGGAUUAUAAUUAUAAACCGUACUACAAUCAAAUCGAAUCUGUUCGUUCAAACUAUGAGCGAAAAUCAACUUGGUUUCACAUGUGGUCAUCUAUUUUUUAUAACAAAAUUCAAAUACAUUGAAUUGCUUUUAAUGAACAUUCCAAUGAUAUUUAUGUUUUAUGAACAAUUAUGUAUGAACACAUCAAUCUGAAUUUUACAAUUAGAUCAACAACAACAACAAAAAAAAAAAUUAUAAAAUUUAAAAAAUUUGA